AGUCCACAUGAGAGUUCACACAGGAGAGAAGCCUUAUGCUUGCCAACAGUGUGGAAAGCAUUUCAGUCAUAGAGUAAGUCUUAAAAGACACAUUAGAAUUCACACUGGAGAGAAGCCAUACACAUGCCAACAGUGUGGAAGGAGUUUCACUCAACCGGGACACCUUGGAGCCCACAUGAGUGUUCACACUGGAGAGAAGCCUUACAAAUGCCAACAGUGUGGAAGAAGUUUCAACCGGAAAGGAAAUCUAAGUUGCCAUAUGAGAAUUCACUAUGGAGAGCAGCCUUACACAUAUGAUCAGUGUGGAGAUAGUUUUGAUCAACAUGACAUCCUUGAAGUCCACAUGAGAACUCGUAGAGAGAAACCCUACAUAUGCCCUGAGUGUGGAAAGUGGUUUAAUCAUAAAGGACGCUUUGAAGACCACAUAAGAAUUCACACUGGAGAGAAGCCUUUCACCUGCCAGCAAUGUGGAAAAUGUUUCCGUCAAAAAGGAAACCUUGACAGGCACAUGAGUGUUCACACUGGAGAGAAGCCUUACAAAUGCCAACAGUGUGGAAGAAGUUUCAACCGGAAAGGUAACCUUCAUUGCCACAUGACCGUUCACACUGGAGAGAGCCUUUUCACCUGCCAACAGUGUGGAAUAAGUUUCACUCAAAAAGGAAGCCUUAACAGACACAUGAGAAUUCACUAUGGAGAGCAGCCUUACACUUGUUCUCUUGAUCAACAUGAAAACCUUGUAGUCCACAUGAGAACUCAUAGAGAGAAACCCUACACAUGCUCUGAGUGUGGAAAGAGUUUCUGUCAAAAACGACCCUUUGAAGACCACAUGAGAAUUCACUCUGGAGAGCAACCCUACACAUGCCCUCAGUGUGGAAAGAGUUUCAAUCAUAUGCGACACUUUGAAGACCACAUAAGAAUUCACACUGGAGAGAAGCCUUUCACCUGCCAACAAUGUGGAAGAAGUUUCAACCGAAAAGGAAGCCAUAACAGGCACAUGAGAAUUCACACUGGAGAGAAGCCGUUUACAUGUGGUCACUGCGGAAAGAGUUUCAGAUAUAAAACAGGCCUUAAGUCCCACAUGAGUUUUCACAUAUGAGAGAACUGUAUUUAUGUCAUCAGUGUGACAUGAGUCAUGUAAUGACACCAGAGAGAAGCCUUUGCUGUGCCAUCACUGUGGAAAGACUUGCAGAAAAAAGACAAUCUUGAGGUUUACAGAAGCACGCCUGAUAUAGUUCAAAAUACCUGAGCAGCAGAUUUAGGCCUUGUUUACACCUGGGUUUAAAAUGUGUUUUGUUUGAUCGCAUCACAAAUAGGCAGUCUCCAUAUCACCAUUUCUUUUGUCCACUUUCGACCACUUCUGUCAUUUUUUCAAGGGGAGGGUCAAUAGGUGGGUAAAUGCAU
Molecule: messenger RNA, 1401 nt
Organism: Sinocyclocheilus anshuiensis
Lineage: Eukaryota; Metazoa; Chordata; Actinopteri; Cypriniformes; Cyprinidae
Product: gastrula zinc finger protein XlCGF8.2DB-like
Exons: 2
Coding region: 8-1096 (362 amino acids)
Biological process (GO): regulation of transcription by RNA polymerase II
Cellular component (GO): nucleus
Molecular function (GO): DNA-binding transcription factor activity, RNA polymerase II-specific
Source: RefSeq, a predicted model, not a curated record